Messenger RNA from Corylus avellana, 309 nucleotides. The record is from RefSeq and is a predicted model, not a curated record. Lineage: Eukaryota; Viridiplantae; Streptophyta; Magnoliopsida; Fagales; Betulaceae.
AUGGAAGCCAAAUUCUUUCGGUUUCUUAAGAUUGUGGGGGUUGGGUACAAAGCAAGAGCUGAAGCUGCAGGACGCCUCUUGUUUUUGAAAUUGGGAUACAGUCAUGAGGUUGAGCUGACUGUUCCGCCGGCUGUUCGUGUUUUCUGCUUCAAAAACAAUGUAGUCUGUUGCACUGGACUAGACAAGCAAAGAGUGCACCAGUUUGCUGCUACUGUUCGUAGCUGUAAGCCGCCUGAAGUGUACAAAGGCAAGGGUAUAAUGUAUGCUGACGAAGUUAUCAAGAAGAAACAAGGAAAGAAAUCAAAAUGA